Caenorhabditis sp. 36 PRJEB53466 is the source of this 4169-nucleotide messenger RNA. Lineage: Eukaryota; Metazoa; Nematoda; Chromadorea; Rhabditida; Rhabditidae. The record is from the annotation of a GenBank genome assembly.
AUGAAAAGAGGAAAUGAUUCCCCCGAACGACUGAUUUCCGCCACAAGGGAGAGUAGGGUGAGUAUUUAGUCAAAUGGAGUUAUUGCAGUUUUCCGUCAUUUUACGCUUUGCUUUCUAUCUGUCUCCCAAUACUUUAUUCUAUCAUGAUUACACCUCGUCUGAAGCAACAGAGAGCUCACUUUUGUCGGCAUCGUUGUUGCUAUAGUCUCAUUGAAAAUGUGGAAUUUGCUGCUGAGGUUUGAUAAUUUAUUCCGUGGAUAUCUACAAAGCCUUUUCACGGCAUAUGAAUUUCUCGUGACCUUCGGAGCCGAACGUUAACUUAUUUCUUCGACCACUCCUUAAAUUCAGGAAGGCAAAUGUUUUAGUUCCCUAAAGGUCACGUGGAAUUGAAUUGUAACCAUUGGUGUGACAAGAACGAGAAGUCUGAAUACUUCAAAAAGAACAACAACAGCCUAGAGAACAUUUCCGUUUUUCUAUUCCUUUUGCAAUGCUCUUUUCGGUCUCACCCUCGCUUCUUGAGCCCAGAUUUAGUCAGAAGAUGACCCCUCGACCAGUCAACAAUGUACAUCUAAUUGCGAAUAGAGACGACCAGAAAGUUGAGCUCACACAUAGAUCUAUACACAUCAGUCUGCACUUUGUAUGAUUUUUGAACGAAAAAAUACUCCUACUUAUAACUUGCCACGUCGCAAAAAUGCAACCCGACAUAAAAAUCGGAAAAGUGUGUCUUUUGCUGAGGUGGAGGACGAGCUUUCGUGUCAGGUAAGAUCAACCAAUCUUAAGACCGUCUAUUAGAUUGCAUCCCAUGACCAUGGCACCUGAAUAAUCGGGGAUUUUGAUGGCCGCUAGCUCCUUCUCGGUUAAGAUGGUCCCUGUGCAAGAGAAGAAGUGGCUUCUUUUGCGGCAAGACCAAAAAAAUGAAGAGUAAUGCGACAUGCAAUGAUCCCUGGAGACAAUUGGUACUCUGGUCCAAAAGAAGACCCGAUUUGUCGCACAUUUGCCCCCUUCUUCAUUUUGUUUCUAGCGACACAUCUCGUGUCAAAGUGUACGAGAUUUCUUCAAAACCUUGACCACACUUCCGUCGGUUUCUAGCUUAAUUAGCAUGCAUUCUUACAUGGACAGAACGCAUGUCACAAAGAUAAAAGAAUGCUCAACGAAUGAAUGAGCUCAAAGAUUCGCGUUCAGAUAAGAAGCUUUAAAGUGGUCGCGGCGUACUUAGAAGCCGAGUGUAUUUUGCUCUUUUCGACUUUAGCAUCGGCUUUCAUCUUGUCAUUCUUCAGAGACUUGUCCAUGAACCAGACUCUAUGGACAGCAGAUCUAGUCCGUACAUAAGACCAGCUCCUUACAGUGGAGGGGUCCAGGCACACUUUGAAGAGGAUGACGACAGGUCAAAGGUAUGGUAACCCGCUGUAUUGAUAUGAACAAAUAUAAUGUUGUAGUUACAUGCUUCUGCUCUGUAUUCUGAAAGAAGGACAUCGUCUAGAAAGUCUCUGAGAUCUCAGAGGAUCGAUUACCACACCACAACUAUCAAAUCUCUCUGGUUUGAUUUCUGUGCAAGAACAUCUUCCCAUGGUAUUCCAUACGUUGGGUAAGCUAUCAGAUUCUCAGUUUGGUUUUCGAAUUUAUACAUGUUAAGUACAUCGUCGUUCUUCGGAAGAUAUGUGUGGGCGGCACUCUUCUUGUGCAUGCUUAUGGCAUUUCUCCUUCAAACUUACUGGACUAUGUCGGAAUACUUGCAGUACAGAACAAUCAUCGAAAUGCAAUUGCAGUUUGAAGCAGGUUAUACUCGUUUGUAAUUCAUUUUUGUUACUUUUUCUUACUUUAAGCUGCCUUCCCAGCUGCCACAGUGUGCAACUUGAACGCGUUCAAGUACAGCGAGCUCAUUCAAUACGACGAGAUCAAAGAGGGAGUAAGUUUCGCAUUCUUUACAACCAGUUGAAGUCUUAUUCAGUUCGACUAUUGGGAGAGAGUGAUAAACGCUCGAAUGAUGAGUGACAGCAUGAAACCAGGUGGAAAUUUGGAAGCAAUAAACGUCAGAAAGUAUCAGAACAGAUUAAAAAUUCUGUCUUGAAAGAAAAAUUGUGUUUCAGAAAACGUGGCAAGGACCGAGGUGAUCUUCUGUUUCCAAUCGACGACGAAGACCUAGAAGGAGCAGAAUACCAGCCAGUGUUUGUGAGAUGUACUUGUAUGAAUAUGGAACAAUGUGUUCCGAAUAGAAAUCCUUUGGAAGUUUGUCUGAGCUAGUUUCAUUAGAGCACAACUUGUUCUUCAGGUCAAUGCUUCCAUUUGCAUGUGCUUCGAAGAUGUGACACGUGGAUUGAUAUGGCCAUGUUACCCCACUUCCGUGUGGACCGUCAAAAAAUGCUCGGGAUGCUCCAUUUCAAGCACAUGUCCAGACCCUGAUGGACCUUACGCGUCGAAACAACUAAGCAAGAGCAACAACCCGCUUCCCUGUCUCUGCCAGUCAAUUUCACAUCAUUGUAUGGUACAUCCGAAAGACGAAAUCCGGUGGUGGAACCCGAACAACUACACCGUCUACUCAGUCACAGAUCCGCCGACAACUGAAAUAACAGAAACGGAAGAAGCCUUCGGAUUGAGCGUAAGUCAAACAGAAAAUGCACUCGCUCAUUGAUGUAAACAAUUCAGGAUUUAAAAGAUGCGGGAGCGAUCACGACUCAGACUAAAGAGAACUUGAUCUUCUUAGUAGCUGCUCUGCCCAGGGAUACCAGAAGAAACCUCUCGUACACUCUGAAUGAGUUCGUGCUCCGAUGCUCUUUCAAUUCAAAGGAUUGCAACAUGGAGCGUGACUUCAAACUUCACAUAGAUCCUGAGUACGGUAACUGUUACACGUUCAACUUCAACGACUCCGUUGAGUUGAAAAACAGCAGAGCCGGUCCCAUGUAUGGUAAGAGAAUUGAAGCAACAAUAUUUAUAUUGUCUCAACUGGUAAUAAUAGGUCUACGUCUCCUACUAAAUGUUCACCAAAGUGAUUACAUGCCGACGACUGAAGCUGCAGGAGUUAGAUUGGUGGUUCACGAACAGGACCAGGAACCAUUCCCUGAUACUUUUGGAUACAGUGCACCCACUGGGUUCAUUUCAUCUUUCGGACUUAAAACGGUAAUUCAUUAGUUCACUGGAACCAUAAAUGUUCUUUUUUAGAAAGAAUUACAUCGACUCAGUGCUCCGUGGGGAAACUGCAGUGACACAUUCCGACCAAUUCCGUACAUUUACAACGAGCAUUAUUCUCCUGAAGUAAAUUGCAAUUAUCUUGAAUUGACGAUAUAAGAAUUUUAGGGAUGCCAUAGAAACUGUUUCCAACUUAAAGUGCUCGAAAUAUGCGGAUGUGGAGACCCUAGAUUCCCGCUUCCCACAGAAGAACACAGACACUGUAACGCAAAGUCUAGGAUUGAUCGUACUGGAACAAAUAUUAUCAAGAGUCUGAUGGUCAUUUACAGGCCAAUGUCUUUCAAACCUAACGAGUGACUCUGGAGGAUACCACCAUUUGCAUGAACAGUGCGAAUGCAGACAGCCUUGCCACGAGAAAGUGUUCGAAACAGCGUAUUCGGCGUCCGCAUGGCCUAGCAUCAACUUCAAAAUAGGAGAAGACUGCCCGGCCGUAGUGGAUAUCUUUAACGACACAGAGGCUUGCACAGAGUACUACCGACAGAACACGGCGUACAUUGAAAUAUAUUACGAGCAACUUAACUUUGAGUCACUCAAGGAAACCGCUGGCUAUACUGUGAGUCUUUAAAGUGAUAAUCGGAUUAUGGAAUUCCAACGUUCAAACUUCAAAGUGCAUAUAUUAUAUGAUACAAAGAUCGUCAAACAUAUUUCAGCUCGUGAAUCUGUUCUCUGAUUUCGGAGGCAACAUCGGAUUGUGGAUCGGAUUUUCAGUCAUCACAUUCGCAGAAUUCACCGAACUUUUCUGCGAGGUACAUAGAAGUUGUACGAAAUUCACACUCAGCUAACAUUUUCAGAUCGGAAAGCUGCUAUAUAUCAGAGGAGUAAUUUACGUUCAGAAAAAGAUGCAGAGAAAAGAUUACACUUCGUCCUCUCUGAUGCACAUUGACUUCUUGCAUCGGUCACCUCAAAAACAGCACACAGAUCCCGGCGAAGACGAAAUGUCGACGAACGAGUCAACGAAGGAAUUAAUGAGCAAAUCAUUAGACUGA